CGCAGCACCAUCGGCGAAUAUACUUAUCCCGUUCAUACCCAAAUUCAGAGGUGCCGCAGAGAUGGAGGCCAGGAGGCAGGCUCGGAUCCGCAACCGUAUACCCCCAGGCGGACAUCUCAGGGCGCAAGUCGCAGCGCCUGCUCAUCUUAACCCGGAACUGUCGUCGUCGUCGUCGUCCUCAUCUUCGUCACCACCAUCGAUCUCGGACGUGGAAGAACAAGAGGUCAUUCCAGAAGAAGAGGAUGAGGACGACAUGGAUGAGGAUGAGGACGUCGUUGACGCUACAGUCGAUAUGAUGGCCGAUGACGAAUUUGAUCCCGAAUUUGCAGGGAGCCGGGGCACUAUGCUGGAUGAAAUGUCCGAUGGAAUGUCUCUCAUAUCGGGUUCUCAGUCCGGGACCUCUGCUUUUGACUUCUCUGUCAUACACUCGUCUCUGCCGCAGAUGGGCAGCGUUCGGAAUAACAGCAGCCGUCUCAGUCCUGUACGUGAGAGCCACACCAAUGAAGAACGCUCGACCAACGUCACACCCGAACGAGCCUCGACCUCCGCCAAUGUGGACUCGUACUUUGAGAUGGUCACCGCUCCAGUCGAUGACAAGUCCCAAAAGGAAGGCAUCGCUAAAUUGCUCGUUGCACCUAGCUCCUUGGCCGUCGCCCCACCCGUCCCGUCGCCGUCCGGAUCGAACCUCUUCGCCCGCAGACCCGUCGCGCCCGCACGCCCGGGCAAAUCCGCUCUCACGGCGAUGCUCGCAUCCGAGAACGACGAGGCGUCCGAGAACCCGUUUACAGAGCUCUACAGCGCAAUCUCCGGCCGGAACGAGCCGGACAGCAUGAACGUGCAGGUCUUCUUCCCGCACGCGACGAAGCCGGCGGGGAAGCCGCUCAAGCUCAACGUGCGUAAGGACGCGACGAUGGAGGAGGUGCUCGGCUUCGCGCUGUGGUCGUACUGGGAGGAGGGCUGGCAGCCGCGCAUCGACGAGGGCCUCGGUAGCGAGGACGACGACCCCAAGUGGCCGAUCGUGUGCUCUGGACUCGGAUGGAUCAUGAGGCUCGCGGAGGACGACGGAGAGGUGGACGAGGACUUCCCCAUUCCGGACCGCACACUGAAGGUCUCAAAAUUCGCACUCACGGCAUUCGCCGUCUUGAAGGCACACGAACCUCAGGUCGCACAAAAUAGAAUCACCGAAUCCAAGAUUCAACGCCGGCUCUCCCGGAUUGUGCUCAAGAAGAAGAAAUCGACCGAACUGCUCAAGAGCGCGGGCGCGAGCUCGGCGACGGGCGGCCUGGCGCCACCAGAGCUGGCUAUUGCGGGCAUGAGCGCAAGUGCAGGCCCCGGGUCCAUGCUCGGCUCGUCGCUCGGCCUAUUCCCAAGCUCCUUUGGGUCUUCAUCCGUGCAGGGUCCACCGCAGUUCUUGCGUAUCCGGAUUGCGGACACCGCCGAUGCGGGGCAUGUAUCCACCACUAUCCAGGCACACGGCGGCAUGUACAUGGCCGAGGUUCUCGAAGCGGUGUGCUCGCGGCGCAAACUGAACAACCCGAAGGACUACGCGCUCGUGCUCGACCUCAAACCGGCGAAGCUCUUCAUCCCGCUCGACCGCACCGUCAAGUCGCUGCAGGGCAAGCGCGACCUGAUGCUCAUCAAGAAGAACAUGUUGCCCACGUACGGCGUCGAGAUGGGCAAGAGGAUCACCGGGCGGUCGACCGACCCGAACGCGUCGAUCUUCAAGCGGACGUCAGAAGUUCCGGAGUCGACGUACAACUCGCCGCUCGACUACGCUACCGCGUACAAGAGAUUCACCGUGUACCGCAAAGUGCCUAUGCUCGUUACGCGAAGCGCACGCUUGCUUGCUAUUGAUGGCGGAUAUAUACAUAUCAUGCCGCAGGCCAACAAAGCGAAGAACGUCUUCGAGAGUGGCAAGACGGCCUCCUACGACAUCAAGAGUAUCGUCACAGUGCAGCAGUCUGGUAAGAACAGCGCGACGUUCAAGUUGGUCGUGCCGAGGGAUGCCGAGCGGAACAAGCGAUACGAAUUCGAGGCGGAGAACCCAAAGAUGGCUGCCGAGAUCGUGCAGACAAUUCGUGGCUUGAAGCAGCAGCUGGAGAGGUCGGGCACGAACAAGCAGUCUCGGAAGAGCAGACAUAUUACUUGAAGGACUGGCGUCUGGUCGUGGUAGAUUUGUCGUAAGAUAGUCUUGAAUGUACUUCACACGAACAAAGUGAUAUUAGGGAGCCUUCUGAGUAGUUCGCGGCAGUGCAUUUUUCGGAGAAAGAGAUGAAAUGGGUACUAUAAAAGGCUAGGAGACAAUGAUGGCUCAACAACGCAUUAGCAUGCCCUGCAAACAACCUCGCCCUUCAACUUCAACUGCAGCGCUUCUCGCGCCUCUAACCACUCAUGCUCCCGGUCAUCCGUCCGUACAACCGCGAUCUCACCCAUACGUAGCGGCUUUUGUCUUUGCACCCGUCUGCCCGUGCAUAGGAGGAGAAUCUCCUUGGUUUCCAUGUGUAUCUUCCGGCUCGGCUUGCUGACGAGCUCCAUCGAGUUCAGCACUGGGCGGUCCUCGCGGUACUUGAGGUCAGCCCAUAUCCGCCGCUGUGGCUCGCUCGCGGUGUGGAAUUGCUCCGGCGACGGCUGCGCGGUCGUACCCCGUGACAGGUUGGUGAUGAAGCCCGUGCGGAGGAGGAUGGAGAGGAUGCCGAGGUUUUGGGUCGUGUGCGGGACACAGAUGGACUUGUGCCGCGCCCGGAAGGCGUUUUGGAUGUGCGAGCAG
Phanerochaete carnosa HHB-10118-sp is the source of this 2767-nucleotide messenger RNA. RefSeq lists its product as uncharacterized. The coding region runs from base 62 to 2149 and encodes 695 amino acids. NCBI's taxonomy places the organism in Eukaryota, Fungi, Basidiomycota, Agaricomycetes, Polyporales, Phanerochaetaceae. The transcript is spliced from 10 exons. Gene Ontology annotation, biological process: TORC2 signaling. Gene Ontology annotation, molecular function: phosphatidylinositol-4,5-bisphosphate binding. Gene Ontology annotation, cellular component: plasma membrane; cytoplasm; TORC2 complex. The record is from RefSeq and is a predicted model, not a curated record.